Molecule: messenger RNA, 775 nt
Organism: Drosophila melanogaster (fruit fly)
Lineage: Eukaryota; Metazoa; Arthropoda; Insecta; Diptera; Drosophilidae
Exons: 1
Coding region: 148-711 (187 amino acids)
Source: RefSeq, marked reviewed
AGUCAAAUUCAAGUGUUCAAGUGAAGCAGUCGAAACAUAAGCAACAGAUUCCGCAGCAGUUAUAUCCAGUUCAGAGAAACAGUAGUUAAUCAGUAAUUAAAGUGUUGAGUGAAUUUCUUAUCGGGUCAGUUGUAAACUAGUGCAAAAAUGUCGCAAUCCGAUAACGUGGCACGUGAGCAAACUGCGGCAAAUGCAGGGCCGGAUGCAUGUCAAGGAUGCCGCGGCCAAUUGCCAAAUGCCACGCCCGUGGAAGUCGAGGACAUGGCCUUGCCGUCGAUGGAGCGUCUCAUUCGAAAGGCCAACAUGGCCCAGAAAAUGCUGAACGAUGUGAUGAAACAGAUCCAGAAGCAGCAGCAGCAGGAAUCUCAACUCUCCAUCAAGGAGACCAAGUCCAAGCACCGCAGCUCCGAUGGAGGUAAACGACGACACAGAGGACGCAAACAUCAUAGUCAUAGUCAUCACACUAGCUCAUCUUCCAGUUCCAGUUCCGACCACAGUGACUGCGAGCUGAUCCUGGCGGAGAAGGAGGGGCACAUGCCGCGGAGAAGACACACGCGAGAUGACCGCAAGCGGGAUCGUUCCCGGUCUCGCGGUCGCUCCCGUGGUCACUCGCGUGGUCGUUCUCAUGGGCGUUCUCGUUCCAGGUCCUACACCGAUUCCCGACGAUCUCGAGCACUACCCCUGGCUCUGCCCGUUCGGAUUUCAGUGUGAGUAUCUGGCUUCAUUCAGUAUUAUUCAAUAUUCAUUUUAUAUAUUAAGUGCGCAUAAAAAAACC